This is a messenger RNA of Poeciliopsis prolifica (blackstripe livebearer), 1418 nucleotides long. It is a transcript of the gene tlcd5b, whose product is annotated as TLC domain containing 5b. The coding region runs from base 131 to 886 and encodes 251 amino acids. NCBI's taxonomy places the organism in Eukaryota, Metazoa, Chordata, Actinopteri, Cyprinodontiformes, Poeciliidae. The transcript is spliced from 3 exons. Gene Ontology annotation, cellular component: membrane. The record is from RefSeq and is a predicted model, not a curated record.
UGUGUCUGGUUGCAACCUGCUGCAGGAGUCUUUAUUAUUAUGCCUUUAUGGAGCAGGAAGGACGAUGCAGGCUGAGGAAAAUUCAGUGCAACAUGAAUCUGAGGACUGAGAGAACAGGGAGUUAAGUCUUAUGUCCAUCCUGACUGCCAUGCCUGCAUUGGAGGUGAUCUGCAGCCUGAUUGGCUGGCUGUGCCUCUACCUGUUGUUCUGCUCCACCUUCUCUCAGCGAGGGCCUGAGUGGAACUGCCGCCUGGUCACCUUGACCCAUGGUGUCAUCAUAGUGCUGCUGACGGCAUACGUUAUGUUUGUUGACGGUCCCUGGCCCUUCACACAUGCAGGUACAGAAAACACUGACCUCCAGACAGUAGCCCUGGCUCUCUGCCUGGGCUACUUCUUCUUUGACCUGGGUUGGUGUGUGUGCUACCGGAGCGAGGGCCCCGUCAUGCUGGCGCAUCACGCCGCCAGCAUCGUGGGCAUCCUCCUGGCGCUGCUGAUGGGCGUGUCGGGCUGUGAGACCUGCGGGGUGAUCUUCGGCAGCGAGAUCACCAACCCGCUGCUGCAGAGCCGCUGGUUCCUCCGCCAGCUGGGCCUCUACGACAGCCUGCUGGGCGACGCCGUGGACCUGCUCUUCAUCCUGCUGUUCGCCACGGUGCGCGUCGGCGUGGGGACCGUCAUGUUUUACUGCGAGCUCACUUCGCCCAGGCCUUCGCUGGUAAUGAAGCUUGGCGGCGUGGUCAUGUAUCUGCUGGCCUGGGUGUUCAUGGUGGACAUUGCCAGGUUCGGCUACAAGAAGACCAGAGCCAAGUACAGGAAGUGGAUGGAGAACCACGAACCCAAAGGCACGAGCGAAGAGAAACCAGUUGGGCACGAGGACAAGAGCGAUUGACAAGACGAACAACUGCUUUAAUAGACCUCUCCAGGAAUUUAGUUAGCUUUAUUUUUCUUUUCUUUUUUUUUUACCUCUGCUCUACAUAAACUUGUCUGACAGAUAUAUGCUGAUCUGACAGAACACCCAGUUUCUGAGCCAACUGAAGAUUUACUUUCCAAAAUAACUACAAACUCUGUGUUAGUUGGCUUGUUAUGUGAAUAUUUAGCUUGCCAACUUAAGAUUUAAUUUGAAGAUAUAAAUAUUCAACUGCAAGCUGAAUAAUAAGCAUGCGAACUAUUGAUGAUAAAACAGAACUUCACUCUCAGUCUUCUGUUUGAUUGCUUUUAUGGUGCUAAAGGUGCUAUGUUCAGCUUUGUUUGACAUAAAGGUGAUAAAUAGUGACCUACUUUCAUCACUAUAAGCUUCUAUUUGCCAACAUUGUUUAUGUCCAUCUUGUGGAGUCACACUCAGUCUGACAUUUAAAAUAUUUGCUCAAAGUUGAUUCUUUAUUUAUUUUUUUUCUGCUUCUCAGCACAUUUCAGAAGAUGAA